Capsicum annuum is the source of this 2820-nucleotide messenger RNA. RefSeq names its product FAD synthase. Gene Ontology annotation, biological process: FAD biosynthetic process. The transcript is spliced from 16 exons. NCBI's taxonomy places the organism in Eukaryota, Viridiplantae, Streptophyta, Magnoliopsida, Solanales, Solanaceae. Bases 1050 to 2513 code for a protein of 487 amino acids. The record is from RefSeq and is a predicted model, not a curated record. Gene Ontology annotation, molecular function: FMN adenylyltransferase activity.
ACCUCUGUAUUUUUAGGGGUUCUGUUCUUCCUACGAAAUUGCAACUUGUCCCAAUGCAUUGAUUCAGCAUUUCUUGUUAGUUGCAUUGGCAUAAAGAUACCCGUGGAUUACCUUGAAUAUACACCAACAUAUGUGUUUGCUAUGUGGGAUUUGUGUUCCUUGCAAAAUAUUUUGUAUUAGGAAAUCUUUUCAAUGUCAUUUUCUAGUGUUAGGUCGGGUGAAAAAUAGGUGACACAUGAUAAUCAUACAUGGUGGAGGAUGGGGGAUGGUAAUGUUUUGGUGAUAUGUUCGAGCAUUCGGUUGAAAGAAGUGGUAUGAGUAAGAGUGGGGAUAUUUGUUGGAAAAUAUUUCCUUGGAAAAAGAUGCCAAUCACCAAACACUGGAAAAUUAUUUUAUUAUGAAAAAUAUUAUCUUCCGUACCACACACACAAAUGGCCUGCUUUUAAUUUGCAAUUUCAGGAUGUAAAUUGGGACAUUGGGUAGGUCAGAGCAAACAAACCAGAGGGAUCUCUAGGAAUGGUUUAAUAAAAUUUAUUCAUGCUAGCUACUGAUUGAGUACUAGGAUUAAAUGUUGCUGUCCUCAAGAGCAGCAUUAUUCUGCUUAUCGGGCAGAAUGCCAUACAUAUUUGAUCACAAUCUAGAGAUGGGGAUAAAGAGUUUAGUGCAUACUAUAGUUUUUGGGAGAUGAAUUUUGUUGUAAAAAUAUCUGAUAAAAGGUUGCUGAACGGGAGGAAAAUUAUCAGCGGGUACAAAGAAGUGUAGAAGUUGAAAUUUAUAAUCUUUUACUGGUAUGAAGUAGGUCAAUUAUGAAAUUAGUCUCUUAGUAUCGUGCUUUAGUGUGAUAAUAUCAGUUUUCAUAAGUUAGUUCUAAUUGGAAAGUUUAACUUCAUUCUUACGGUACAACUUCAUGUAUCAUGGUUCAAGCAUAAAAGAACAAUUAUAAUGACAUAAUGUUUACAUCUUUAACGUAGGGAUAAUCGUCUGUGCGUGUCAAUUUUAAAUUAAGGUCAAUGUACGUAUGAUAAAGUUCUGAACGCCUUUUGUUUCCUAUGGUUAAUUUUCCAUGGAUUAUUUGCAUACAAGAGGUUGCAUUGAGCUUCAAUGGAGGGAAAGACUCUGCCGUGUUGCUUCACCUACUGAAGGCAGGCUAUUUUUUGCAUAAAGCGGAAGAAAGUAGUUCACAAGAUGUUGCUGAUGGUGAAAACACACUUCCGAUACGGACAAUUUAUUUUGAGACCCCGAAUGCUUUCCCUGAAAUCAACUCAUUCACUUAUGAAACCGCAGCCACGUACAAUUUGCAAAUGGAUAUUCUUCGCCUCGACUUCAAAUCAGGGUUGGAAGCUCUGCUUAAGGCUAAUCCAAUUAGAGCUAUUUUUCUUGGUGUGCGAAUUGGUGAUCCUACUGCGGUAGGUCAGGAGCAAUUCUCACCUAGUUCACCUGGGUGGCCACCUUUCAUGCGGGUGAAUCCAAUUUUGGAUUGGUCAUACAGAGAUGUAUGGGCCUUCCUUUUGGUUUGCAAGGUUCGGUACUGCAGCCUUUAUGAUCAAGGGUAUACGUCAAUUGGGAGCAUCCAUGACACUGUUCCUAAUGCACUAUUGGGCAUCAGGGAUGACAACAACAGCAAAAAAAAGUUUAGGCCAGCUUAUUUACUCGCUGAUGGAAGGCUGGAAAGAGCUGGAAGGGUAAAAAAGUACACGCUGCCAGUUUCUGGGAAAUUAUCUUCUGUUAGCAAUGGACUAAAAAUCGAGGAUUUGAAUUCCAAUAAUAUGCUUAAUGCCUCAAUCAUAGCCGUGGGAGAUGAAAUUCUGUUUGGCACUGUAGAGGACAAGUUGGGUUCUGUGUUGUGUAGAAAGCUCCAUUCUAUUGGGUGGGCAGCUUCGCUGCUUGUUGUCGCUCGAAAUGAUAUAGAUUCUGUGGCUGAGGAAGUUGAGAGGCGGAAGUCCACAAGUGACAUGGUAUUUAUAUAUGGUGGAGUAGGUCCAUUGCAUUCGGAUGUCACCGUAGCUGGAGUUGCAAAAGCUUUUGGUGUUCGCAUGGCUCCUGAUGUAGAGUUUGAAAAACAUUUGAGGCACCUGAUUGGUGAAAAAUGCACCGGCGACAAGAAUGAGAUGGCAUUGUUGCCUGAGGGUAUUACAGAAUUGCUGCAUCAUGAACAGCUGUCUGUGCCUAUGAUUAAGUGCGGUAAAGUGAUCAUUCUCACUGCAACCAAUGUUACUGAACUGGACCUACAGUGGAAUUGUCUGAUUGAUUCAUUGAAAUCUAAUGGUGACUUGGUAGUGAUGACACCAUUUGUUUCAAAAUGCUUGGCAACAACUCUUUCCGAUGUUGAAGUUGCUCGACCUUUGUCAAAGCUUUGCCUUCAGUUUCCUGAUCUGUACGUCGGAGGUUAUCGAGGAUCAAGAAAAGGCCCUCUUAUGAUUAGAUUCGAAGGGAAGGAUCUUUCAAGAAUAGAGGCAGCUUGUCAAUCAUUGUGCCAGAAUUUUUACCCUGGCGCAUUCUCUGAAACUGAGUGACAGAGACUUUUCCACGCUGCUGAAGGCCGAUACACGGAAACUGCCUAAGGAAAAGGGGUUCAAAUUCCAUGUGAAAAUUGAGGAGAAUGGUGGACAUGACAAAGAAACCAGGAGGAACCUUCCAAUUUUUAGUACAAACUGUACAAUUUGACUCUAUUGUGUCAAUGGUGUUGGUUUAAUCACAACAUCAAGACACAGAAACACAUAUUUUCUGGCAAGACUUUAUUUCAGACCUAGUAGUUCAGUUGCCAAAGAAUCAAUCCAGCAAUCUAUAUAGUCAGACUUCUCUAUACAACAUUUUGCCUCA